This is a messenger RNA of Rotaria socialis, 402 nucleotides long. The record is from the annotation of a GenBank genome assembly. NCBI's taxonomy places the organism in Eukaryota, Metazoa, Rotifera, Eurotatoria, Philodinida, Philodinidae.
AUGUUAACCUUUAGCGUUGAUCGUCAAUUGAUUACUACAACGCUGAAACCAAAUCGUGAAAAAGAUGAAAUAGCUGCAGCAGAAGCAACUCUAGUUUAUCACGGUGUUAGACAUGGAAUUUCAUAUUUAGCUCAACAAUGCACGACCACUGUUAUAAAAAAUUUGUUUUCCUCAUCAUCAAUUGCUAGUUCUUUAUCAUGUGGACGUACUAAAGCAGCAGCAAUUGCAACAGAUGUUUUAGCACCUUACUUUACACAUCAUGUUAUACAAGAAAUGAAACUUGCUUUUUACUAUUCUCUUUCAUUCGAUGCCAGUAAUAAAGGCAAUUUAAAAACUUAUCCGUUUUGUGUUCAAUAUUUUUCAGAUGUAGGUGUUAAAAAAGGUAGCAAUUCGAAACUUUAA